AUGGAAAAGAGAUUCGACGGCCAAGUUGCUGUCAUUACAGGCGCUGGCGGCGGGCUCGGCCGCGCCUACGCGCUGGCGUUUGCAAAGAGAGGCGCGAAAGUUGUGGUGAAUGACUUGGGGGUGUCGCUGGGCAGCAGCAGCCCCGCGGACUGCGUGGUGGCGGAGAUCGUGGGGGCUGGCGGGGAGGCGGUGGCGAACUACGCAGACGCAGCAGCAGAAGGCAGCAAAGUCGUUGCUGCAGCAAUUCGGACUUUCGGCCGAAUUGACAUUUUAGUCAACAACGCCGGAGUCCUCAGAGACGCCGCCUUCGCCAACAUGACCGAACGCGACUGGGACAGAGUCAUCCACGUGCACUUGAAAGGGGCCUUUGCAUGCACUAAGGCCGCGUGGCCGCACAUGGUGCGGCAGAAGUACGGGCGCAUAAUAAACACAGCCAGCGCCUCGGGACUUUACGGCAACUUCGGACAACCAACUACAGCGCUGCAAAGAUGGCGCUGGUGGGCAUGUGCAAGACUCUGGCGGCGGAGGGCCAAAAGUAUAACAUUAAAGUCAACUGUGUGGCUCCUUUGGCGGGUUCGAACGCGCAUGACUGCGGGGGUGCUGCCCCCCGAAAUUCGAGAAGCGCUCAAGCCCGAGUGCGUGGCUCCCGUGGUGCUGUACUUGAGUUCCAAGGAGUGCAACGAAACUGGACAAGUGUUCGAGGUGGGGGCGGGCUGGGUUGCUGCAGUGCGGUGGCAGCGAAGUCAAGGAAAGACAUUUCCUCCUUCUUUCACUUUGGAGGACUUGAGCAAAGAAUGGAAAACUGUUUUGGAUUUCAAAGACAAAGUUUCUUACCCAAACUCCCUCCAGGACUCCCUCAUUAUGGCGUCGCAGCAAAUAGUCUCGGAAGGAAAGGCUGCUGCUGCCGGCGAAGAAGGCGCAGCAGCGCCUGCUGCUGCUGCUGCUGCUGCUGCUCCUGCUGCUGCUGCUGCUGCAGGCAGCUGCUCGAAACCCGAAAAGAUCUUCAAAAUGCUUGCUGCUUACUUGGAACUUGACAAAGAAAAGACGCAGCAGCUAAAGACAAAAGUCAACAGCUGCUUCCUCUUCGAAGUUGCUGCUAAGCAGCAGCAGCAGCCCGUGCUGCAGUGGACCAUUGACCUGCGCAAAGACGGAGUUGAAUGCACAAACACACUGCUGUGCUCUCGCCCCUGCUGCUGCUGCUGCUGCUGCACCUGCUGCUGCCGCUGCUGCUGCUGCUGCUGCUGCUGCUGCUGCAGAGGGCUGCGCGAAGGCGGGCGUGUGGGGCGCUGCGGACGCGACGUUUGCGCUGGAAGAAGAAGUUUUUUGCAAGAUUUGUUUGGGAGAAUUAAAUCCCCAAGUUGCUUUUUUGCAAGGAAAAAUGAAAAUAAAAGGCAACAUGGCAGCAGCAGCAAAGUUCACUCCGCAGCUUUUUCCCCCCAUUGCCCCCGCGCUGCUUGCCCUCGACGCAGCAGAGGCCGUCCGCCAGUUCCUCAGCAGCAGCAGCAGCAGCAGCAGCAGCAGCAGCAGCAGCAAGCCCGCUGCUGCUGCUGCACCUGCUGCUGCUGCUGCAGCUGCUGCUGCUGCUGCACCUGCUGCUGCUGCUGCUGCUGCGGGCCACACCCUCAGCCAAAAAGCUGCGAAGCUGCAAAGCGCAAAACUCUUUCCUUUUCUUAUGGACCAUCUGAAGUCCCCCGCAGGCGCCAAUCUCCGGGCGUGUGGGGCUUGCAGGUGGGGUGCAUCUACCGCGUGGACCUGCUGCCAAGCUCUGGGGAAGGGCCCACUUGCACUUUUUAUAUAAAUCUGAAGCAGCAGCCGCCGCGGGUUUGGGAGAGCAGCAGCAGCAGCAGCGAGCCCUACGACUGCUGCUUCACGCUCAAAGACGAAGUUUUUUUCAAACUCGCCACUGGACAACUCAACCCCCAAAUGGCUUUUCUCCAGGGCAAAAUGAAGAUCAAAGGCAGCACCAAAGCCGCCAUGAAGUUCACCAGAGACAUGUUCCCCAAAAUCUCCAAACUCUAG
Messenger RNA from Eimeria necatrix, 2019 nucleotides. Its product is annotated as peroxisomal multifunctional enzyme type 2, putative. The record is from RefSeq and is a predicted model, not a curated record. The transcript is spliced from 10 exons. The coding region runs from base 1 to 2019 and encodes 672 amino acids. NCBI's taxonomy places the organism in Eukaryota, Apicomplexa, Conoidasida, Eucoccidiorida, Eimeriidae.